AAUUUCCGGACGAGCAAGCCGAGGACUGUUUGUACAAAAACUCGAAACUACUAUUUUUUCUGUCUGAUUGGAGCAACUCCAUCACUGUGUUUACAUUCAUUCUCCAUCUGGGUUUUCGAAGCUUCAGCAAUGCAGGCAUGAAAGAAAAGAAUUCCACCACCGCCUCUACACUUGGACGGAUUUUAGCUACUUGUUCUAAACAGGCCAAAGACUACGGGAGCUGUGUUGCAUCUAAAGUCCAUGAGGUUGAAAGAGACAUAUGCUUGAAAGAGUUUCUUGCACUGAAGAGUUGUAUGCAGCAUACGAUCCGGGGAAAGGCUUGAAUCACAAUUAUAUUCUCCUUCUCGUUAGAGGCAUUUUAUCAGCACUGCUUGAAGUUUUAACAUGAUGUCAAUUUCACAGGCAAGUGUUGGUUCUGGUGCUUUAUCACAUGUGUAUAUACAUCAUCCAGCCCUACGUUGCAAUAUUCCUGAAUCCAGGGGGUUGUUCUAUGAUGAUGCCAACAGAUUGCUAAUAUGUACCACAUCUAGUCAGGUCUUUUCAUGGGAAACAUCCCCCUUUAAUCCAGACGUACCUCCUUCAGUUGAUUCUAUAAAUGAAGGGCCUAUUC
Messenger RNA from Arabidopsis arenosa, 610 nucleotides. The record is from the annotation of a GenBank genome assembly. NCBI's taxonomy places the organism in Eukaryota, Viridiplantae, Streptophyta, Magnoliopsida, Brassicales, Brassicaceae.